Molecule: messenger RNA, 773 nt
Organism: Rubroshorea leprosula
Lineage: Eukaryota; Viridiplantae; Streptophyta; Magnoliopsida; Malvales; Dipterocarpaceae
Source: the annotation of a GenBank genome assembly
GUGUCGUAGGAUAAAAUAAGGGGUUCAAACCUUCAAACUUGGUAAGAUGAAGGGCUCAACCAGGUUUUUGCCAGAUGAUGAUCUACCUACGCUGCGUUUUUUUUAACUCCGCUAAUUCACCGUUAGGCGUUUUGCUUGCAGAGAGUCAGUCGAGCGUCGAGAAAAGGAAAUGGCACUGAGAGCAGCCGUCCUCCGCCACAUUCGAGUACCCGUCGGAACCCUAACUGCCACCGGACCAAAGCCACUGCAAUGGAGUCUCUGCAGCUCCCUCCGGUUCUUUUCAUCGCACGACGAUCAUCUAACGAAAGAAGAGGUGAUCGAGAGAGUCCUCUCCAUCGUGAAGAGCUUCCCCAAAGUCGAUCCUGCCCAGGUGACACCUGAUGUGCAUUUUCAGAAGGAUUUGGGCUUGGAUAGCUUGGACAACGUGGAGAUUGUGAUGGCUUUAGAAGAGGAGUUCAAGCUAGAGAUUCCGGACAAGGAAGCUGACAAGAUUGACUCAUGCCAUCUAGCUAUCGAGUACAUAUAUAACCAUCCGUUGGCUGGUUAAUUUAAACAAGAUUUUCUCUUGUUGAAUAUCAUGUGGGAGAAAACAGUGUGCUACCCUGUUUUUGUUCAUGUCUGUACGGAUUUGAUUAUCCUAAUGGGAUUUGAAAAUUUCCUGAUUAUGUUGGGUCAGGUAAACCUGCACAUUUCAUGACUUUGUCAUGCUCCUGGUCCUAGACCAAGCACAUUCAGAUUUUUAAUCUGCAAUAAAAUCAGUUGUAUCAAUGGCA